This is a messenger RNA of Cicer arietinum (chickpea), 1969 nucleotides long. RefSeq lists its product as uncharacterized. Gene Ontology annotation, molecular function: guanyl-nucleotide exchange factor activity; translation initiation factor activity. Gene Ontology annotation, cellular component: guanyl-nucleotide exchange factor complex; eukaryotic translation initiation factor 2B complex. Lineage: Eukaryota; Viridiplantae; Streptophyta; Magnoliopsida; Fabales; Fabaceae. The record is from RefSeq and is a predicted model, not a curated record. Gene Ontology annotation, biological process: cytoplasmic translational initiation; biosynthetic process.
GAUACAUUUGGUAUUUUAGACACAAAAUUGAGAAAAGGGAGAGUCGUAUUCGGGUUUGAGUGUUCCAAACACUGCACUACUCUCUCUUCGCUUUAAUUUUCAAUUCACGAUAUUUGAUUUCAGAGAAAGAAAAAAUCGAAAAAAGAAAACCCUCUUCAAACCCAAAACCCUGUUUGUUUAAUUUCGAUGGAUUUUCAAGUCGUGGUUCUCGCCGGUGGCGUCUCCAAAAAACUCCUUCCCCUCGUUUCAAAGGAGCUUCCGAAGGCUUUACUUCCGGUGGCGAACCGUCCGGUUCUCUCUUACGUUGUCGAGCUUUUGGAACUUAGUAACCUUAAAGAUCUCAUCGUGGUAGUUGAAGGUGAAGAUGCUGCUCUUAACGUUGGUGCUUGGAUUUCUGGGGCUUAUGCUGAUCGCCUCCAUGUUGAGGUUGCUGCAGUUCCUGAGGAUGUGGGAACAGCUGGUGCAAUUCGAGCAAUUGCACGCCACCUAUAUGCAAAAGACAUUUUGGUUGUCAGCGGGGAUCUUGUUUCCGAUGUUCCGAUUGGUGCUGUUGCGGCUACUCAUCGCCGACAUGAUGCGGUUGUCACUGCUUUGCUUUGCAAUGCUCCUAUAAGUGGACCUUUGGAGUCAGUGUCCUCUGGUGGGAAAGACAAAACCAAGAAACCUGGCCGCUAUGAUUUGAUAGGGCUGGACCCUACGAAACAGUUUUUACUUCAUAUAGCAACUGGAGCCGAAGUUGAAAAAGAUCUUCGAAUUCAGAAGAGUAUUCUCCGUGCUGUAGGCCAGAUAGAAAUAAGAGCUGAUCUAAUGGAUGCCCACUUGUAUGCGUUCAAAAGAUCAGUUCUACUAGAAGUUCUAGAACAAAAGGGUGCAUUUAAUAGCUUAAAGCAUGAUGUAUUGCCAUAUCUUGUCCGCAGCCAACUGAAAUCAGAAGUAUUAUUAAAUGGUAUACCACAAGCAGAAGAAAAUGGAUCUGAGAAGGUUAUUUCUCAAAGCAAUCAACAAAUGCUGUCUCAAAUACUUGCUAAUGCAUCUGAGCCAACCUUUCAUCUACGACAUACACUUAAUACUAAUGGUUCUGAUUCUGUUCGAAGAACCCAUAAAUGCUGUGUCUAUAUUGCUGGAAGCAGCAAGUACUGUGCUCGCCUGAAUUCUAUACAAGCAUACAAUGAUAUAAACCGCGAUGUGAUAGGAGAAGCUAGUCACUUGUCAGGGUAUUCCUUCUCUGCUCACAACAACAUUAUCCAUCCUACUGCAGAGCUUGGAGCAAAAACAACUGUAGGACCACAUUGUAUGCUGGGGGAAGGUUCGCAGAUGGGCGACAAAUGCAGUGUCAAACGGUCUGUCAUUGGCCGCCAUUGUAGGAUAGGUGCCAAUGUUAAGGUUGUCAAUUCAGUAGUUAUGAACCAUGUUACUAUUGGUGACUGUUGUUCAAUCCAAGGUUCUGUCAUCUGCAGCAAUGUACAGCUCCAAGAACGUGCCAUACUAAAAGAUUGUCAAGUUGGAGCAGGUUUUGUGGUCACUGCCGGUAGUGAGUGCAAAGGGGAGGUAUUGGCUAAGAAAUGGAACUGAGAUGUGAAAAUACGGGAAAAUGCAUAGCAAUUUGACUUAUUUUCUACUUCAGCGUUGCUCAGUGCAAAUUUUGCAGUUUUUGCUGGCCAUAGUUACAAAUGGGAGAUCAUGGCAGGAGGAGCUAAGACAUUUGAAUAUUUCCAAUCUGUAUCUGUCAUUUACAAUUUUAUUCUCUUAUAACUAUAGUUUGAAAUGGAUUCUAUUGGUGUUGAGUAUUUUUUUUUUGUAUAAAUAACCACCCAUUGUUUCCUCUUAAUCUCAGACUUCUGCCAUUGAAAUGUAUGUUAUAAGAGACAUUACGGUUGGUAUCAUGAUCCUGCACUUUAGCAGUAUGAUCCUGCACAAUCAGUUUUGUAAUUGAUCAAAGGAGUACUAUUGACAUAUUUUGAUUCUGUUU